Messenger RNA from Cajanus cajan (pigeon pea), 933 nucleotides. The record is from RefSeq and is a predicted model, not a curated record. NCBI's taxonomy places the organism in Eukaryota, Viridiplantae, Streptophyta, Magnoliopsida, Fabales, Fabaceae.
GUAUCAAUUUUGUCAUUUUGGCAGGCCCUUGCUAAGACAUUAACAUUAGUGCAGCUAGCAUAUCUGAGAGAACAAUUUAAUAUCUUAGGCCCGAACAAAAGUGGGUUAAUCUCCAUGCAGAACUUCAAGACGGGUAUUUUAAGGAGUGCCACUGAUGCCUCAAAGGAUUCACGUGUCUUAGAUUAUGUGAACAUGGUUAGUUCAAUCCAAUAUCGGAAAUUAGAUUUUGAAGAAUUUUGUGCUGCUGCUAUAAGUGUCCAUCAACUAGAGGGAAUGGAAAGCUGGGAGCAACAUGCAAGACGUGCCUAUGAGUUGUUUGAUAAGGAAGGAAAUAGACCAAUUAUGAUUGAAGAGCUUGCAUCGGAACUUGGGCUUAGCCCAUCAGUGCCUAUUCAUGUGGUACUCCAAGAUUGGAUAAGACACUCAGAUGGGAAGCUUAGCUUCUUGGGGUUUGUUAGACUUCUGCAUGGAGUUUCUUCUCGCACAUUUCAGAAGGCUUGAGAGAAAACACACAUGAUUGCUAUUAUUUUUUGUCCCCCUUAUUGAUCAUAAACCUUUUGAAUGCAUGACUCAUGAGCAAACUCCAACAGCAGGUUUCUUCAUCUUGAUUGGCUUCAGCAAAGCCAAAAGCUAUAGCUUGAAGGGAGUUUGUUGCCUCUGAAGUGACUUGCAACAUCUUGAUGAGUUCUACAAACACAAAACACUUCAUCAGAUUGAUUGGUGGUGCUGGAGUUAAGGCUUGUACAGAUGAAAGUAGAGCACAGGUUGUACUUAGAACUAGUGGAACUUCCAUAAAGUGAGUUGUGUUUUCGGGUUUAUCCCAUGUGUACCCAUGGCGCACUUGUCAAUAAACUAUUUCUACUUAUGUGAACUCCUUUAUAGUAGACAUUUUUCUGUUAUCAAAAAAAAGGAAAGCUGAACAGUUAAUACUCA